Messenger RNA from Durio zibethinus, 1454 nucleotides. Its product is annotated as glucan endo-1,3-beta-glucosidase 8-like. NCBI's taxonomy places the organism in Eukaryota, Viridiplantae, Streptophyta, Magnoliopsida, Malvales, Malvaceae. Gene Ontology annotation, biological process: carbohydrate metabolic process. The record is from RefSeq and is a predicted model, not a curated record. Gene Ontology annotation, molecular function: hydrolase activity, hydrolyzing O-glycosyl compounds.
CGAGCCAUGGCCUUGCUAUGGGCCUGUACCUUGAUCCUGGUAGCAGCUGGUGUUGUUGCAGAUAACAAUAUUGGUGUCAACUGGGGUAUGAUGUCGACGCACCCAUUGCAUCCUAGCAUUGUGGUUCGUCUGCUCAAAGAUAAUGGCAUGAAAAAAGUUAAGCUUUUCGAUUCAGAUUCUUGGACGGUAGGCUACUUGUCUGGCACUGACAUUGAGGUCAUGGUCGGGAUUCCUAAUGAUCAGCUAGAAACAUUGGCUCACCACCGUGCUGCAAAGGAUUGGGUCAAAGAAAACCUCAUCCGACAUCUUCAUGAUGGGGGUGUCAACAUCAAGUACGUGUCUGUUGGGAAUGAGCCAUUCUUGCGUACCUACGAUGGGUCAUUUACCAACCAAACGUUCCCAGCAUUGAAAAACAUUCAGAAUGCCCUAAACCAUGCAGGUGUCGGAGACAAAAUCAAAGCAACAAUACCUUUUAAUGCUGAUGUUUUUCAAUCGGGUUCAAACAAACCAUCCGGUGGAGUCUUUCGGGAUGAUAUAAAGGAUCUCAUGACCCAAAUUGUGCAUUAUUACAAGGAUAAUGGAAUCCCAUUUGUCGUCAACAUAUAUCCUUUCCUUAGUCUCCACCUAAAUAGUGAUUUCCCUCAAAAUUUUGCAUUCUUUGAUGGAGGCCACUCCAUUGAUGACAAAAAUGUUCAGUAUAACAACGUUUUUGACGCAAACUAUGACACUCUUGUUUGGGCAUUGAAGAAGGCCGGGGUCCCUGAUUUGAAGAUCAUUGUUGGGGAAGUUGGAUGGCCAACAGAUGGCAACAAAUAUGCAAAUAGGGAUAAUGCUAAGAAGUUUUAUGAUGGUCUCUUCAAAAAAUUAGCUAGUAAUAAGGGAACCCCACUUCGUCCUGGGAAAAUGGAAGUCUAUAUAUUCGGUUUGUUUGAUGAAGACAAGAAGAGUAUUGAACCAGGGAAUUUCGAGAGGCAUUGGGGAAUUUUUGAGUUUGAUGGGAAGCCCAAAUUUCCAAUGGACUUUUCUGGCAAGGGAAAUGACAAGGCAUUAGUGGCUGCGAAAGGGGUACAAUACUUGCCUAAGCAAUGGUGCGUUUAUAACAAAGAUGCCUCGGACCUGGAAGCGUUGGCUAGACAGAUGAGUUGGGCUUGCAGCCACUCGGAUUGCACAUGCUUGCAGGAGGGUUCAUCUUGUUUCACUCUGGAAAAUAAGCGUAGGAUCUCCUAUGCUUUUAACAUUUACUACCAAACCAAUGACCAAGAUGUUGAAGCCUGUAAUUUCGAGGGUUUAGCCAAGGUUGUAAAGGAGGAUCCAUCAACAAACACUUGCAAAUUCCCAAUUCAGAUAGUGAGUGCUGGAGAGAGAAGGCUAAGUUUUGCCUAUGGAGCAAUUGCUGCCUUUCUUUCAGUAGUGAGCUUGUUCACAUGGCUACUGUAAGAUUAAGAAUCAGAUUA